Molecule: messenger RNA, 477 nt
Organism: Bombyx mori (domestic silkworm)
Lineage: Eukaryota; Metazoa; Arthropoda; Insecta; Lepidoptera; Bombycidae
Exons: 2
Coding region: 23-400 (125 amino acids)
Source: RefSeq, a predicted model, not a curated record
GCACCCUGAGAGGGACUUCGCGAUGCCAUCAUAUAUGUUGUAUAUGUAUACGAACAUUUUACACCAAAGCACCGAUAUUAUACAUCUUUGCAACAUGCUACACGAGAUAGAGAAGAAAUAUGAACAUAACACCGAUCUAGGAGUGUUUUAUAAUUCUAAGGAGAAAAGCGAAGCGGACGCGAAGAAAGCUAAUCGAACGAUCAACGAUAUAAAAGCAGAUAUAGAAGCUUACAAGAAGAGAAGAAUUAAAAUGCUCAAACGAUUGGAGAGGGAAAGGAAGAAGAGAAUGAAAAUGUUACACAAAGGACGGUUCCAAUAUCUCACGUCAGUUCGUACGACAAAAACGUUCAUUAAAAAAUAUUGGGACCUCGAUUACGGCUGGUCCAUAGAAGAUUGGUGAAUGCAUAAAUUGACUAUCAAUAAAUAUAUGUCUAUAAGUAACAAUUUUUUUUUUAUUGCUUAUAUGGGUGGACUAGC